AUGGAAUCUGCAAUUCUCAGCCGCGGUUCACUUCGAAUUCCAACUGUGUUUCCGCAUUUGGUAAUAUGUAAUCGCCAACUAAAAUUCCCAUCAAAACUUCUCUCAGGAAUACCAUGUUACCCCUCCUUCAAUACGACGAAGUACCCGACGUCGUCGUACAUUCUCGGAAGCCCAAUCAAUUCCAGGUUACCCAAAAUAGGCAACGUAUUUGGUAAUGGGUUUAGCUCGAAGUGCACUAUUAUAGUUCAAAAACGCGAAACAGUGAAAGAAGAUUCAAAAUUGGGGAAUUUUGGGGUUUUGGUUAAGCGCGUGUUGGUAUUGUGUUUGAUGGGUUUGAAUGUAAUUCUAUGUAGAAGAGUGUUUGCAGCGGAGGGACUGGUGGCUGGUGGUGUUUAUGGGGUUUUGGGGAGGACUGUAGCGUAUUUGAAGAGUAUUUGGCCUAAUCUUUUGAAGGUUUUGUUUGUGUUUAAAGAGCAAGGUUUGGUAUUAUUUACGCUUUUGGGUCUGUCUGCUUUCUUUUCGAUGGCAGAGACUUCAAUUACUACGCUCUGGCCUUGGAAGGUUCGUGAGCUGGCUGAAAAAGAACCAGAGGGUGGUGUUUUUAGAAUGCUUCGUAAUGAUGUCACUCGUUUCCUCACGACAAUUCUUAUUGGCACAACUGUGGUCAAUAUUGGAGCUACUGCACUUGUCACCGAGGCUGCAACAACAAUUUUUGGCGAGGCUGGUGUUAGCGCAGCAACGGGUGUUAUGACGGUAUGUGUCAAAUAUUCAUUUUAUGAAUUUGUAGCUGGUGAACUGUUUCAGGUUGCUAUUUUACUCCUCACAGAAAUUACUCCAAAGAGUAUAGCUGUCCACCAUGCCACAGAGGUUGCUAGGUUUGUGGUCCGGCCGGUUGCAUGGCUUUCAUUGAUAUUGUAUCCCGUCGGAAGGGUUGUAACAUUUUUGUCGAUGGGAAUGCUUAAAAUGCUCGCCAACAAUUACCUGCAGGAUAUGAUUGAAAAUGUGCUGGAGAUAAAAGAUACAUAUGUUAAGGAGGUGAUGACCCCCCUUGUAGAUGUUGUUGCAAUUGAUGCUAGUGCAACUCUUAUUGAUUUUCACAGUUUUUGGGUGACUCACCAAUAUUCCAGGGUUCCAGUUUUUGAGCAGCGGGUUGAUAAUAUAGUGGGUAUUGCUUAUGCAAUGGAUCUACUGGAUUAUGUUCAAAAGGGAGAAGUACUGGAAAGUUCAACUGUGGGAGCUAUUGCACACAAGCCUGCAUAUUUUGUUCCCGAUUCUAUGUCGGUCUGGAAUCUUCUAAGAGAGUUCCGCAUCCGGAAGGUUCACAUGGCUGUGGUUCUUAAUGAAUAUGGAGGAACUGUGGGAAUAGUUACCCUUGAAGACGUUGUUGAGGAAAUUGUUGGUGAAAUUUUUGAUGAGAAUGACUCAAAGGAGGAAAUCCAAAAGAAAACUGGUUAUGUUGUAAUGCGAGCAGAAGGAGUAUACGAUGUUGAUGCAAAUACAUCAAUUGACCAACUAUCAGAAGAUUUGGAUAUCACUUUGCCAGAGUUCUCAUCACCAUCAUAUGCAAUAUCUGCCAUUCUUUGGUGCCUGAAUUUGUUUAUGGAUGCUAGAUGGCAUAGAUAUCCUUUUGGUGCAACAGGACAUCAAUAUGAGACAGUUUCAGGUUUUAUAUGUGAAGCAUUUGGGUAUAUUCCAAGGACAGGUGAGAGUAUUAAAGUAGUGCUUGAAAAGGCAAACCGAGAGGAGAACAAUAAUUAUGAUGAAGCAGAACCUGGCCACCAAGACCAGAAGGAUAAACAUCAAACUUUCAGGCUAGAGAUAUUGGCAGGAAAUUGUCGAAAGGUAAGUGCUCUCCGAUUUGAACGUGUAAACCAUGAUUCAACAACAGAGACCAAGCAGGUCACUCGCUUGGUCCCCAGAAUAUGGAAAAGAAAAUCGAGAGAGGAUGAAGAUUCAAGCCGAAGUGAUGAUGAGAAAAUUGUACCCGGAGAGACUGGACAAUAG
Molecule: messenger RNA, 2004 nt
Organism: Ilex paraguariensis (yerba mate)
Lineage: Eukaryota; Viridiplantae; Streptophyta; Magnoliopsida; Aquifoliales; Aquifoliaceae
Source: the annotation of a GenBank genome assembly